GCUUGUUCCACGCACAUACCACCUCCGCCUCUUUGCUGCCGCAGAAAAGACACACACCGACAGAGGGAUGGCGGCGCAGUCGCACCAGGUUCACCCGGAGGUGGUGCAGCGAUUAAACAAGGCAGAGGCAGCGCUUCACGAUGGCGUGCUCAUGAAACAAGGCUCCAUUCUGAAAAACUGGAAGGAACGCCACUUUGUGCUGUAUUCAUCGGGCCAGUUGAGGUACUUCAAGCAGCGAGGUCACAACCGACGAGUGUUGAGGGGAUCAAUUGAUCUGCAUCAGUGCACGGGCAUGACACAGGGAAGGCAACACACGGCGCCACCAAAUGGCUGGCCACCCCACGUCCCGGACCUGGCAUGCCUGGCCAUUCACGCGCCACGACGCACCUAUUACUUUUACGCCACAAACCGCGCGGAAAUGGACGUGUGGCUGGCGCACCUCGACCCCUUUGUACGCCGCAUUCGCCACGCCCAGCCAGAAUACCAGAACCUCAACGCCGAUCUACCCUAGCACAGGGUGUGGCGUGCUCCCGUUUCGCUCCACAGAGCACGCACGUCGGCACCCUGUGCUGUAGUUGAUUGUUGACCUUGUUUUGUCUUGUUUGUUGUUUUGUUUGUUUGCUUGUUUGUAUUUUUUCUGUUGCUCCCUGCAUCGUUGCUGCUGCUGCUGCUGCUGUUGCUGUUGUAUUUCAAGUCAACCCUGCGUGUACAUAACCCACUUGACGACUGCUACUAGAGGCCUCUUUUAAUCCACAUUUCAAAACGGCAAUAAUACAACAAAACGCAACUGUA
Salpingoeca rosetta is the source of this 792-nucleotide messenger RNA. RefSeq lists its product as uncharacterized. The coding region runs from base 68 to 511 and encodes 147 amino acids. The record is from RefSeq and is a predicted model, not a curated record. Gene Ontology annotation, cellular component: membrane. The transcript has 4 exons. NCBI's taxonomy places the organism in Eukaryota, Choanoflagellata, Craspedida, Salpingoecidae. Gene Ontology annotation, biological process: regulation of cell differentiation.